Elaeis guineensis (African oil palm) is the source of this 688-nucleotide messenger RNA. Lineage: Eukaryota; Viridiplantae; Streptophyta; Magnoliopsida; Arecales; Arecaceae. The record is from RefSeq and is a predicted model, not a curated record.
UGUAUCCUUUCCAAUCCACAAAAGCACAUUUUAGCAUUCACUUAAGAAAUCAUCUCAGUAAGUCUAUCAAGACCCAAGGGCAAACCUGGAAACAUGUUACUUUUUUAACUGCAAUAGCAACCACCAGAAGAGGACUUCUUUUAGGCCUAAAGCAGUAAGUUCUCUUUGGCAGUCCAGUCUCCAAAGCUUUCCUUUGGAUCAUGCACUCAUGCCUACUACCACCACCUCCCAUAGCCCAAGGUACUGCACUUUCUUCAGCCUAAGGGACCGCCAGGUGCCGCGAUCGCUGCCAAGCCAUGAGCAGCCUGGCCGUGGGAGGAUCGAUCGGAUGGCUACAUGGGUCGGGAAUGGCAUCGCCACCACCUUCUUCACAUCAUUGGAGUGCUGCUCUUGCAUCAGUAUAACUACUGAUGAGGAUCGCAAUGAGGCCAAGGAUGUACCCUUGAUAUUCAAUGAUGGGAAUUCACGGAGCGAGGGCGGCGAGCUCGAAAGAGGCCGGAGGAGGAGGGUGAAGGGGAAGAAGGGUUGUGGUGGGUGUUCUAAUGUCUUCUUGUAUGAUAAGUAGAAGCUUAGUUCAAAGGGAUGGCACAUAUACAUACUUAUAUAUGUUAUGUUCUGUCUAUUGUCCUUCCAUGGAUUUUGUGGAUGUUUUUAUGUUUCUAUCAAUUAAUUUUCUUUCCAUGUAGGU